Messenger RNA from Lactuca sativa (garden lettuce), 10427 nucleotides. RefSeq names its product E3 ubiquitin-protein ligase UPL2. Gene Ontology annotation, molecular function: protein binding; ubiquitin protein ligase activity. The record is from RefSeq and is a predicted model, not a curated record. Gene Ontology annotation, biological process: ubiquitin-dependent protein catabolic process; protein polyubiquitination. Lineage: Eukaryota; Viridiplantae; Streptophyta; Magnoliopsida; Asterales; Asteraceae. Gene Ontology annotation, cellular component: cytoplasm.
UUUCUCUCUUUCUUCUGCGCUUUGCUUUGCUUUAGGGACUUCAUUCUAACACACGCUUAAACCCUUUCAUACUCUCUCUCUCUCUCUCUCUCUCUCUAGAUUCUUUAGUCAAUUUUGAUGUUAUUAAUCCUUCUUUCCUCCCUCUACACAACCAGUAUAACAGGAGUGUAGAUGAGUGAAAAGACAGCCUGAUAUCAUAUGGCGGGUACCGUAAGAUCGAGCUUGCCGUCGAGGUUACGGCAGCUUUUAUCCGGCGAAGGAUCAAUUGGUCCAAAUGUUAAACUCGAUUCCGAGACUCCUCCAAAAGUAAAGGCAUUUAUCGACAAGGUGAUACUGUGUCCAUUACAAGAUAUAGCAAUCCCCCUUUCAGGUUUCUCUUGGGAGUACAACAAGGGCAAUUUUCAUCAUUGGAGGCCACUGUUCCUGCAUUUUGAUACAUACUUCAAGACGUAUUUGUCUGCUAGGAAGGAUCUCCUUUUGACAGAUAAUAUCAUAGAAGAUGACAUUCCUUUCCCAAAGCAAUCAGUUCUCCAAAUUCUUCGUGUGAUGCGUAUCAUUUUAGAGAAUUGCCACAACAAGGGAUCAUUUAGUGGCUUAGAGCAUUUCAAGCUAUUACUUGCAUCAACUGAUCCCGAGGUUCUCAUUGCCACCUUGGAGACACUCUCAACAUUAGUGAAAAUAAACCCCUCAAAGCUCCAUGGAAACGGGAAACUCAUAGGAUGUGGUUCAAUAAACAGUUGUCUUUUAUCAUUAGCACAAGGAUGGGGAAGCAAGGAAGAGGGCUUAGGCCUGUAUUCAUGUGUUGUUUUAAACGAAAGAACACAGGACAAUAGUCUAUCCUUAUUUCCUUCAGACUUGCCUUCUGAUAAUGGUAAUUCCCAAAACCACGUGGGCUCCACCCUAUACUUUGAGUUGCAUGGCACAGAUACAAUUCACAUUCCAGAUCUUCAUAUGUGGAAAGAGGAUGAUCUAUCGAUAAUGAAGCUUUUGGUUGAGAAGUACAAUGUCCCAGUUGACCAUAGAUUUUUGUUGUUGACUAGGGUUAGGUAUGCUCAUGCCUUUCGUUCUUCAAGAAUAUGCAGGAUGUACAGCAAGAUAUGUCUUCUUGCUUUCAAUGUUCUUGUUCAAUCAAGCGAUUCCCAUGAUGAACUCAUGUCCUUUUUUGCAAAUGAGCCAGAAUACACAAACGAGUUGAUCAGACUUGUGAAAUCUGAAGAAACUAUAUCUCCAACUAUUCGUACACUUGCUAUGCAUGCUUUGGGAUCACAGCUGGCUGCAUAUUCAUCGUCUCAUGAGAGGGCGCGUAUUCUCAACGGAUCAAACAUUGCAGGUGGCAACCGUGUGAUUCUCCUUAAUGUCCUGCAAAGGGCGAUUUCGUCUUUAAACAACUCAGGUGAUCCAUCGUCUAUCACAUUCAUUGAAGCACUACUGCAAUUCUACUUGCUUCAAGUGAUAUCAACUUCAAGUCCUGGGAGUGUUAUACGGGGAUCGGGAAUGGUUCCAACCUUUUUACCUCUUUUAGAGGAUAUGGAUCCUCUACACAUGCAUCUUGUGUGUUUAUCUGUGAAGACUCUACAAAAGCUCAUGGAUUAUAGUAACUCAGCUGUUACCCUUUUCAGAGACUUGGGAGGGGUUGACCUUUUGACCAUCAGACUGCAGACAGAAGUGGAUAGAGUGAUUCAUUCGAGUCAUUCAACUACAGGAGAUGAUAGUUCAAUGAGCAUCGGGGAGUGUUCUCCUACAAGUGAGGAUCUGGUUUCUUCACAGAAGAGGCUCAUUAGGGUUUUAUUGAAGGCACUCGGUUGUGCUACUUAUGCUCCAGCAAACACUCAUCAGAGUGAAAAUGACGUUUCUCUCCCUGCCACUCUUGUAAUGAUCUUUCAGAAUGUGGAUAAAUUUGGAGGCGAUAUAUAUUCCUCAACCGUGACUGUGAUGUGUGAACUGAUUCACAAAGAUCCCACUUGUUAUCCUGCAUUGGAUGAAGCCGGUCUUCCUGACGCCUUUUUAUCAACAGUGACAGCUGGCAUUCUUCCUUCUUCAAAGUCUCUCACUUGUGUUCCUAAUGGUCUUGCAGCUAUUUGUCUCAAUGCCAAGGGACUAGAAGCAGUCAAAGAAACUUCGGCUCUGAGAUUCUUAGUUGACGUUUUUACCCUCAAGAAAUAUGUCCUUCCAAUGAGUGAUGGUAUUGUGCCUUUGGCUAAUGCUUUUGAGGAGCUUAUGCGCCAUGUUACUUCCCUAAAACCAACCGGUGUAGAUUUGAUUAUUGAGAUUAUCAACAAAAUUGCUACAAUAGAGGACAGUAAAAGUAAAGGUACAGGGAAAUUUGGGGAGGUCAAUGGGAGUGAUGUUAUGGAUGUGGACACCGAAGAGAAGGAAAAAGGAGUUAGUGAUGAGCAGUUCAUCCAAUUAUGUAUUUUUCAUGUAAUGGUGUUGGUUCAUCGAACAAUGGAAAAUGCUGAAAAUUGUCGAUUGUUUGUAGAGUUAAAUGGCAUUGAAGCAUUGUUGAAGCUUUUGUUAAGACCAAGUAUAACUCAAUCAUCAGAAGGAAUGUCCAUAGCUUUACAUAGCACAAUGGUUUUCAAAAGUUUUACUCAACAUCACUCUGCUUCUUUAGCACGUGCUUUUUGUUCCUCACUCCGGGAUUAUUUGAAGACAACUUUAGCAGGAUUUAAGGUUGUUUCAGGUUCUUUUCUGUUAGAUCCGGAAUCCACACCAGAUUCAAGAGUUUUUCCUUCUCUUUUUCUUGUUGAAUUCCUUCUGUCUCUAGCUGCCUCGAAGGACAAUAAAUGGGUUACUGCUUUACUCCAGGAAUUUGGGAAUGGUAGCAAAGAUGUUCUAGAAGAUAUCGGAAGAGUCCACCGUGAGAUUUUAUGGCAGAUUGUGUUGCUUGAAGAUGCUAAGAUUGAAAUCAAGGAUGAAAAUAUUGACGGGGAAGAAUCACAGCCUUUAGAAACCGAUGAACAAAGAUUUAAUUCAUUCAGACAGUUUCUUGAUCCUUUAAUGAGAAGGCAAAUGUCGGGAUUGAGUUCUGAAUCCCAGUUUUUUGAUUUGAUCAAUCUGUAUCGCGAUCUCACUCAUUCUUCUGGAGCCGGUCAAAGAUCACAUCCCACUAGUCAACGGUCACAUCCUGCUGGAUCUUCAGACAUGAUGAGGUCACUCUCUUCACACAUCACAAAUUUGUUUCAAGAGCUAGGAAAAGCUAUGUUGCUUCCUUCUAGAAGACGAGAUGAUACAGUGACAGUUACACCUUCUUCAAAAUCAGUGGCUUCCAUGAUUGCUUCCAUUUCACUAGAUCAUUUAAAAUUUGAAGGUCAUGUGAAAUCAGUGGCAUCCAUGUCAACAAAGUCUCGCUACCUUGGAAAAGUUGUGGAAUUUAUCGAUGGUGUUUUACUGGAUAAACCUGACUCGUGUAAUCCUGUUCUGUUAAAUUGUCUGUAUGGUCUUGGGGUUGUUCAGUCAGUUUUGACCACAUUCAAAGCUACCACUGAGCUGAUUUUUAGGGCUCCAAUGGAGACUGAUGAGGGGGUCUUGAAGCAAACUGACACAGAAGAAACGGUUAAUGGUCUAUUAGCCAACUAUGGUAAACUUAUGGAUCACCUUGUGACAUCAUCUUUUAUUUUGUCUUCAUCUACAAAACAUUUGCUUAUACAACCGCUUGUAAAUGGAGACAUUCUCUUCCCGAAAGAUCCCGAGGUUUUUGUGAAGGUUCUUCAAUCCAUGAUUCUGAAAGCUGUGCUUCCUCUAUGGACUCAUCCCCAGUUCACCGAUUGCAAUGAUGAUUUUGUUUCUACAGUGAUUUCUGUUAUCCGUCAUGUGUUUUCUGGGGUUGAAGUGAAAAAUUCUGCAUCGCGUCCCUCUGUACCUCCAAAUGAAACAACUAUAUCCAUGAUAGUUGAAAUGGGGUUUCCAAGAUCUCGAGCAGAAGAGGCUUUGAGACAAGUGGGGUCCAAUAGUGUAGAGCUGGCAACAGAAUGGCUUUUCUCACAUCCUGAAAUAGUACAAGAAGAUGAUGAACUUGCUCAAGCACUUGCUAUGUCUCUUGGUAAUUCUUCCUCUGUUGCAGUUGAUACUAAUCAGCAGAUCGAAGAGGAAACUGUACAUUUACCUGCUGUUGAUGACUUGUUGUCUACUUGUAAGAAGCUUCUAGAAACGAAGGAUUCUCUAGCAUUUUCAGUUCGGGACCUUCUUCUAAUGAUAUGUUCUCAUGAAGAUGGUCAAUACAAGUCAAAUGUUAUAACAUUUGUAGUGGAGCAGGUGAAGCUGUGUAGUGGAAAUGAUGUCAUGCUGUCAUCCCUCUUUCAUGUUCUUGCUUUGCUUCUAAACAAGGAUGAAGACUUACGGGAAGUUGCUUCUAAAAGCGGUUUAGUUAAAGUUGCUUCGGAUCUUUUGUCAAAAUGGAACUCUGGCGUACAUGAGAAUGAAACUUUGCAGGUUCCUAAAUGGGUGACAGCAGCCUUUCUUUCUGUUGAUCGCCUUGCUCAGGUGGAUGAAAAGAUGAACACUGAUAUUUCAGAGCUGUUAAAGAAAGACGAUGCUGGUAAUGCAAUAGAUAUAGAGGAGCAAAAGAGACUUGUUGAGAUAUCUUGUGGCUAUUUGAAGAACCAGCUUCCAUCUGAAACGAUUCAGGCUGUUUUGCAGCUAUGUUCCACACUUACAAGAACUCAUUCUGUUGCUGUUAGUUUCCUAAAUGCUGGUGGCUUGCCUUUGCUGCUAUCUUUGCCUUCAGGUAGUCUGUUUGUUGGCUUUGAUAACACUGCUGGAUCUAUCAUUCGCCAUAUUCUUGAAGACCCACAAACUCUCCAGCAAGCAAUGGAAUCUGAAAUAAAACAGAGUGUUGUUACAGCUGCCAGUCGACAAUCUAAUGGAAGACUUACACCCCGUAACUUCCUCAUGAAUCUGACAUCUGUCAUUUCAAGGGACCCCGUGAUUUUCAUGCAGGCUGCACAGUCUGUUUGCCAAAUUGAGAUGGUUGGUGAAAGACCAUAUGUUAUAUUGCUAAAAGACCGUGAUAAAGAUAAGUCCAAAGAAAAAGAAAAAGAAAAGGAAAAGGAAAAAACUCCAGUGAAGAUCAAAGUUCAUCGUAAACCUCCUCAGAGUUUUGUGAAUGUAAUCGAGCUGCUUUUGGCUUCUGUUAUAACUUUUACACCUCCUGUAAAAGACGAGGACUCAUCAUCAUUAACAGAUAUGGACAUUGAUGUUGCUUUGAACAAGGGGAAAGGGAAAGCGGUUGCUUCCACAUCUGAAAAUAAUAGCCAGGAGUAUUUUGCAUCUAUGGCGAAAGCUGUGUUCAUUUUAAAGCUCCUAACAGAGAUUCUGUUGAUGUAUAGUCCAUCUGUUCAUGUUCUGCUUCGAAGAGAUAAUGAAGUUAGCAGUGCCCAAAAGGGUGGAGUAUUUCAUCAUAUUCUUCAUCAAUUUCUUCCUUACUUGAAAAAUAAUAAAAAGGAGAAGAAGACAGAUGUUGACUGGAGGCAUAAACUUGCGGUCAAAGCUAGUCAAUUUUUAGUAGCUUCUUGUGUGCGUUCUGUAGAGGCAAGGAAGAGAAUCUUUGUGGAGAUUAAUAAUGUUUUUAUUGAUUUCUAUAAUUCUUCUGAGGUUCCUCGACCCCCAGGUCAGAAUAUCCAAGCUUUUGUUGAUUUGCUGAAUGAUGUGCUGGCUGCUCGCUCGCCUACAGGUUCUUCAAUUUCUGGAGAAGCUUCUGUUACUUUUAUUGAUGUUGGUCUGGUUAAGUCACUUACACAAACCCUAAAAGUCAUGGACUUGGAUCAUGUUGAUUCACUCAAGGUUGCUCCUCUGGUGGUUAAGGUUCUAGAAGUGGUUACAAAAGAACAUGUCCAUGCUGCUGAGGGUAAUUCUGGAAAAGGUGAUAAUGCAACAAAACCUCCUGAUCAUACUGAACAUGAGCAAACUGAAAAUGAAAAUAUCGUAAGUUCUGGCCCCACAGAACGCAUUGAGACUUAUCGUGGAUCUGAAGCUGUUAUAGAUGACAUGGAACAUGAUCAGGAUAUUGAUGGAAGUUUUGCUCCCCCAAUUGAAGAUGAUUACAUGCAUGAAACUUCUGAGAAUAAUAAUAUUAGGGCUCUUGAAAAUGGUUUUGAUUCUGUUGGAAUAAGAUUUGAAAUCCAAGAUGACAAUCAAGAGAGUAACGAAGAUGACGAUGAAGAUAUGUCAGGGGAUGAAGGGGAUGAAGUUGAUGACGAUGAUGAUGAAGAAGAAGAAGAUGGAGAGGAAGAUGAGGAUGAAGAUGAAAACAAUGAUCUUGAAGAAGAUGAAGAAGUCCAUCACUUGCCGCAGCUUGACACGGAUCAAGAUGAACAUGAACAUGAAGUUGAUGAAGAUGAUUUUGAUGAGGACAUGAUUGAGGAAGAAGAAGAAGAAGACGAAGAUGAUGAUGAUGAUGAUGAAGACGACGAUGAUGAUGGUGGAGUGAUAUUAGGACUUGGUGAAGAAAUGAAUGGGAUGAAUGUAUUGGACCAAAUUGAGGUAUUUGGAAGAGACCAUGGUUUUUCCAAUGAUGCCCUCCAAGUGAUGCCUGUUGAGGUUUUUGGUUCUAGACGUCAAGGGCGUACAACGUCCAUCUACAAUCUUCUUGGGAGGACACGUGACACUGUUGGCACCUCUCAGCAUCCACUCCUCUUGGAGCCUUCUUCAUCUCAUGAUGGGCUUACUGACAGAAAUCCAGAGUCAACCUCAUCACGAUUGGAAUCAGUAUUCCGGUCUUUAAGGAAUGGGCGCCAUGGACAUUCACAUCGUCUAAGCAUGUGGGCUUAUAACCAGCAAAGUGGUGGAACAAAUUCAUCUGUUAUUCCCUCAGGCCUUGAAGAUUUAUUGGUUUCUCAAUUGAGUCCCCCAGCUCCUGAAAAGCCACCGGAGGUUGAAACUAACGAACCUGAACCCACUACUGACAACAACAGUGUUGGCGAUUCCAUUCCUCCUGAAGGUACGGGUACUGAAAACAAUGAAUCUCAAAGAGACAUAUGUCCAUCUGUUGAAGGUGUGAGCCAAGAAAGCAGUGAAAGUGGAGCCACGUUAGGAGAAAGUCUUCAGAGCCUGAAUGUUGAAAUUGGAAGUGAUGAUGGUGGUGAGAGGCAACCAAGAACAAAUGGGAAUAUGACAUCACUUGAUAGUGUAACCGAGGUUUCAGAAAACCCUAGUCAAGAAACAGAACAACAAGAUCAAGAUGCACGGAUUGACCCUGCGUUCCUGGAUGCACUUCCUGAUGGGUUGCGUGCUGAGGUUCUUUCUGGUCGCCAGGGUCCAGUGGCACAACCCGUAAAUACUGAACCACAAAAUUUCAAUGGAAAUGACAAUGAAAUUGACCCUGAAUUCCUUGCAGCACUCCCACCAGAUAUCCGAGCAGAAGUUUUAGCACAACAACAGGCACAAGGGGCACAACGGUCACACGGAUUGGAAGGUCAACCUGAGGAGAUGGAUACCGUAUCAAUAAUCGCUACUUUCCCUUCAGAAAUACGCGAAGAGGUUCUUUUAACAUCGUCAGAAGCUGUUCUUUCCAAUCUUACCCCUGCUCUUGUGGCGGAGGCAAACAUGUUGAGAGAGAGGUUUGCGGGUCGGUUCAAUCGGACACUUUUUGGUAUGUACCCUAGAAGUAGGAGAGGCGAGUCUUCUAGAAGAGGUGAAAUAGCUGGAUCCAAUGGGGUUGUGACACGUAGGUCAACAGGAAGUAAGCCUAUUGAAACUGAUGGAGCUCCUUUAGUUGACACGGGUGAUCUCAAAGCAAUGAUUCGGUUGCUUCGAGUAGUUCAGCCAAUAUACAAACCUCAGCUACAAAGACUGCUUUUGAAUUUAUGUGCUCAUGCGGACACUAGAUCUGAUGUGGUGAAAAUAUUAAUGGACUUUUUGGUCCUUGAUACAAGAAAGCCCAAUAGCAUUUCAAAUGCUUCUGAGCCUUCAUUUCGGCUUUAUUCUUGCCAGAGUCAUCUCAUGUAUUCUCGCCCUCAAAGUUUUGAUGGUGUACCACCUUUGGUGUCACGGCGUGUUCUAGAAACCCUAACGUACCUAGCCAAGAAUCAUAAGUUUGUUGCCAAACUGUUGCUUCAGUUUAGAAUCCUUCCAGAAGCUUCCGUGGGGUCACAAACUCUUGAUAAGGCUCGUGGUAAAGCUGUCAUGAUUGUUCAAGAUGAUGAAACAGAAGGUUUCUUGUCCAUCACAUUGUUGUUGAGCCUCUUAAAACAGCCACUUUAUCUGAGAAGUAUUGCACAUCUUGAGCAGCUGUUAAACUUAUUAGAUGUCAUCAUUGAUAAUGCUGAAAGCAAGAAAGAGUCUGAUCCUAAAUCAUCAAAGGAUGAUGAUGAUGCCUCUAAACCCUCAUCAUCUGGUGCUAAUCAAGAAAAAGAAUCUCAUGAUAUUCUGUUAAACUUACCACAGGCAGAACUUCGCCUUCUCUGCUCGUUGCUUGCACGUGAAAGUUUAUCGGACAAUGUAUAUACUCUUGUGGCUGAUAUAUUGAAGAAGUUGGUUGCUAUUGCUCCUCACCAUUCUCAUUUAUUCAUAACCGAGCUAGCUGGGUCCAUGAAGAACCUGACUUCAUUAGCAAUCAAUGAGUUACAUCUGUUUAGUGAAAUUGAAAAAGCACUGAUCAAUAAUGCCUCCUCUACUUCAGAUGGAACAGCAAUCUUAAGGGUUAUACAAGCAUUAAGCUCCCUUGUUUCUUCACUUAAUCAAGAAAAAGCACACACAAUUGUCAAAAAAGAGCAAGCUUCUGCCCUUUCACUAGUAAACGACAUAAACACCGCUUUAGAGCCAUUAUGGAUGGAACUGAGUGCUUGUAUAAGCAAAAUCGAGACUUAUACCGAUACUACCCCCGAUGAAUCAAUACCCUUAACCUCAAAACCUUCCGGAACAUUACCUCCAGGCACUCAAAACAUCUUGCCAUACAUCGAAUCUUUCUUUGUGACAUGUGAGAAGUUGCAUUUUGGGCAACCAGAGGCGGGUGAUGAUGUCAGCACUUCCGGGAAACUUGACGAAAAGAAUGUGGCUUUUAUGAAAUUCUCAGAAAAACAUAGAAAACUAUUGAACGCUUUUAUCAGACAAAACCCGGGACUACUUGAGAAAUCGUUUUCAGUGAUACUGCGGGUCCCACGUUUUAUUGAUUUUGACAACAAGCGGGCACAUUUCAGAUCAAAAAUCAAGCACCAAAACGAUCAUCACCAUCAUCAUCAUAGUUCUUUGAGAAUCUCUGUUAGAAGAGCAUACAUUCUUGAAGAUUCGUAUAAUCAGUUGCGAAUGAGGUCAACGCAAGAUCUAAAAGGAAGGUUGACUGUUCAUUUUCAAGGGGAGGAAGGUAUUGAUGCAGGUGGGCUUACUAGGGAAUGGUAUCAGUUGUUAUCGAGGGUUAUUUUUGACAAAGGAGCUUUGCUUUUUACAACUGUUGGUAAUGAGUCAACGUUUCAGCCAAAUCCAAAUUCUGUUUAUCAGACAGAACAUCUCUCAUACUUCAAAUUCAUUGGAAGAGUUGUUGGGAAAGCAGUUUUUGAUGGGCAGUUGCUUGAUGUUCAUUUCACAAGAUCUUUCUAUAAGCAUAUGCUUGGAGUAAAAGUAACCUACCAUGACAUUGAAGCUAUCGAUCCAGGUUACUUCAAAAACUUGAAGUGGAUGCUUGAGAACAAUAUCAAUGAUAUUUUAGAUCUGACAUUUAGUAUCGAUGCGGAUGAAGAGAAGCUCAUCUUAUGUGAAAAAACAGAGGUAACGGACUAUGAACUGAUCCCUGGUGGAAGAAACAUCCGAGUUACAGACGAAAACAAACAUGAAUAUGUUGACUUAAUUGCUGAGCAUCGGUUGACCACUGCUAUUCGUCCCCAAAUAAAUGCAUUUUUGGAGGGUUUUAAUGAAUUGGUCCCUCGGGAUUUCAUAUCCAUCUUUCAUGAUAAAGAAUUGGAGCUGUUAAUUAGUGGACUUCCAGAUAUCGACUUGGAUGAUAUGAGGGGGAAUACAGAGUAUUCUGGAUACAGUGUUGCAUCUCCUGUUAUUCAGUGGUUUUGGGAAGUUGCUCAAGCUUUAAGUAAAGAAGACAAGGCUCGUUUAUUGCAGUUUGUCACUGGCACUUCAAAGGUGCCUUUAGAAGGGUUUAGUGGUUUGCAAGGUAUUUCUGGAUCCCAAAAGUUUCAAAUUCACAAGGCUUAUGGAAGCACUGACCGUUUGCCUUCUGCUCAUACAUGUUUCAACCAGUUGGAUCUACCGGAAUAUCCAUCAAAGCAGCAUCUGGAAGAGAGACUGUUGCUAGCAAUCCAUGAAGCCAAUGAAGGAUUUGGUUUCGGUUAACAUUUAUUAUUAUAAUAACUUAAAUCAUAUCAAAACUCAUGACUCAGCAAUGAAUGUAUAUAUAUAACUCUACAAAUAUCAAUUGGACAAUAUAUAUAUAGUUAUAUACUGUACAGUUUGAGUUAUACUUAAAUGCCAACUUUUUUCUUUCA